This is a messenger RNA of Dinoponera quadriceps, 1686 nucleotides long. RefSeq names its product pyruvate dehydrogenase E1 component subunit alpha, mitochondrial-like. Lineage: Eukaryota; Metazoa; Arthropoda; Insecta; Hymenoptera; Formicidae. Gene Ontology annotation, molecular function: oxidoreductase activity, acting on the aldehyde or oxo group of donors, disulfide as acceptor. The record is from RefSeq and is a predicted model, not a curated record. The transcript has 3 exons. Bases 840 to 1238 code for a protein of 132 amino acids.
UAACGCUGCAUAAUACUCUCCCGUAACUGUUCUUCCCUUCUACAGGUAAUCGAUGAAGAUUAUGCCAUGCGCAUUCCAACUGACGGAACUGCAGAUGGUCGACUGCAAGAGUAAGUGCGCAUCUUUGUUGAUUCGCAAUACACGAUUGCCGUUUUUACACCAAAUCAUCACUUGUGAUGAAAAGUGGAUUUUGUACGACAAUCGAAAACGAUCAAGCAAAUGGGUAGAUAAGAAUACACCGCCAGGACAUACCCCUAAGCCGAAAUUCCAUCAAACGAAAAUUAUGGUUACCAUAUGGUGGAAUGCCAAAGGAGUGAUCCAUUAUUCCUUCCUACAACCAGGCAAAACCAUAACAGCGGAGUCCUAUUGCCGUGAAAUUGAUGUCAUGCAUGAGAAACUUGUGAAAAACAACCAGCAUUGCUCAAUCGGCACGGCGUAAUAUUACUGCAAGAUAACGCAAGACCACAUAAAGCUUCAAUCACUGUUGACAAGUUAAAUUCUCUAAAAUAUGAAUUUUUACCACAUCCUCCAUAUUCACCAGACAUCUCACCGACCGAUUAUUACCUUUUUCGUAAUUAUGAAUUAUUUUUAAGAAAAAAAAAAAUACAAUAACCAAAACGAUAUUAUAAAAGACUUUGAAUUGUUCCUCUCUUACAAAAAUUUGACUUGUAUCAUCUGGACCAAGGACCAUUUGAACAAUCGAUUCUGAACAAGGAGGAAGCCACAUAUGCCCUGAAGAUAAUGAACUACAUACGUCGAAUGCAAAACAGAGCUGCAGACUUAUACUUUUUGCGGCUCAUCAACGGCGUUUCCUGCACUUGUGCGCUAAUCAGGAAGCCAUGGCUGUUGGCAUAAAGAUGGCUAUGGAUAAAGAGGAUACCCUUAUCACGGCGUAUAGGUGUCACGGUUUUACCGUGGCAUUUGAUAUACCUACUUGCGCGAUUUUCGCAGAACUUAUGGUUCGCAAAACCGGCGCUUUCAAAGGCAAGGGUGACUCCAUGCAUAUGUAUGCGCCAUGCUUUUACGGCAGCGACGACAUCGUUGGUGGACAGAGAUGGCGCGGCAUCGCGGGGUCAGCUCUUCGAGGCCUGGAACAUGGCGAAAUUGUGGAAUAUUCCAGUGAUUUACAUAUGCGAGAACAACAAAUAUGGCAUGGAUACAGCCGUGCAUCGACAUUCUGCCAACACGCUGCUUUAUUCACGUGGAGACCUCAUACCGGGAAUAAAUGUAAAAUAUAGCUCUUCAAACAAAAAAAUAUGUAUCAGAAUUGGGGAAGUUACAUUUGAAAAGUAAUUCGUUACCGUUACUUGUUAUUUUCACAGAAAAAAAUGUAUUAAAUUUUCUGGCAAUGAAUAAAUUAAACGCGAGUUGACUUGUCUUUGCUAAAACUACUUACAAAAUUAUAAAUAUUUCUAGUAUACUUAUCAUUUUGAAUGAUGCAUACAUCAUGCGAUAUAUCGAUAUCAUAAUCAGAACUUGUAGUUUCCGUUAUAACCACACGUAUUGAAUUAAUGACCCAAACGCAUUUUGAUUUGAGGAAACAAAAUUUUUGGUUCUUAUGAGCCAAAUUUGAUUCUUUUAAUAAUAAAAAAUAGGAAAAUUGCAACGUUACAAAAAAUGUUAUAAAAAUUACAAUCGUUACGGAAAAAUGUUAUAACGAUAACGGUGUUACAGGUAAUGCAUUAC